Molecule: messenger RNA, 2199 nt
Organism: Hordeum vulgare subsp. vulgare (domesticated barley)
Lineage: Eukaryota; Viridiplantae; Streptophyta; Magnoliopsida; Poales; Poaceae
Product: probable beta-1,4-xylosyltransferase GT43E
Exons: 4
Coding region: 475-1782 (435 amino acids)
Biological process (GO): plant-type secondary cell wall biogenesis; glucuronoxylan biosynthetic process
Cellular component (GO): Golgi membrane
Molecular function (GO): galactosylgalactosylxylosylprotein 3-beta-glucuronosyltransferase activity; xylosyltransferase activity
Source: RefSeq, a predicted model, not a curated record
AGGAGCAAAACAACCAUCGCUGCCAUCCGUCCGUCCGUAAAACCGCGAGGAAACGAGAAAAAGGUCACAACUUGGGACGCAGCCUCCGACGGCGACGGCCGCCAUUUGUUUACUCGCUCGCUCCUCCGCUCCGCUCCGCUUCCCCCUUUUCCCCUUCCCCUCCCCCUCCCCCUCCCUAUCCACCACCUCCAGCCACCGCCGCACCAACUCCUCUCUCCUGUCCCCCUCGAUUGGUUGCGCCACCAACCUGACCGCACCAAGCUGAGCCAAGCACGCCCGAGCAAAGCGGGGGGAGAGAGAGGACCAGGAGGAUCAUCCCGACAGCCGCGCGCCGCCGGCCCGUCCGGCGCCCAGAUCCCGCCCAAUUAGGAGGUACAGUUUUUUCCUCUGUGUGUCCGCAUGAGCAGAAGAGACAGUAGGAGAAGUGAUCUUGGACUAAAGCGCACCAGCUCCUGACCAAUUUAGGAGGCAUACAUGCAUAAUGAUGUUGGAAUGGUGUCCAGUAGAAGGAAUUCCACAGGGAUGUUCCACCGCGAUGGUCCAGCCAAGGACUGGUCCCAGUUUGCCGACCCCUCGCCGUCUCCUAAACUGCUCUACUCACAGUCCUAUGUCGUCAUGAGGGGGCUGCUGGCAUCGCUGGCCUCUCUGGAUUUCGCCCUGUGGUCAAGCACGAUGAAGUCUGCAUGGCGAUCGCCCGAGCGGUCCAAGUCUAAGGGGCCGGGCUGCAAGAGAGUUGCGUUCCGGCUGUUUGUUUGUUUCAUGGUCGGCAUCUUCAUCGGGUUCACGCCCUUCUUCUCUGUCGAUGUAUCUCAGAAGAUAGUCUCGAGGCUCCCGUUCGACGAUGGGGUGGAUGAUAAGGUUAAGGAGUUGGAUGCGAUCGUAGUGCAGAAAGAGGUUGAGGUGAUUGACGAGCCCGAGGUUGAACCGCAGAGCCCUCCGGUUCCUGCAAUGUUGGAUGAUGAGGUGGAUUUCGUCGAAGCUGCAAAACCUGCUAUUACUGAUUUGGUCAUCCCUGUGAGGAAGCUUCUGAUAGUGGUGACAAUCACUUCUGCUCGCCCACAACAGGCGUAUUACUUGAAUCGUCUAGCUCAUGUUCUGAAAGGUGUACCACCUCCUCUCUUAUGGCUAGUGGUGGAAUGGCCUGUUACUACCUUUGAAACAGCGGAAAUCCUCAGGUCUUCUGGGGUUAUGUACAGGCAUAUUGUCUGCAGGAAAAAUCUUACCAGUGUACGGAAGAUUGCUGUCUGUCAAAGGAACAAUGCAAUCUAUCAUAUUAAGAAGCAUCACCUUGAUGGUAUAGUGCACUUUGCUGACGAAGAGCGGUCAUACAUGGGUGAUGUAUUUGAAGAAAUGCGGAAAAUCAGGCGCGUUGGUGCAUGGCCUGUAGCGAACCAUGAUGCAAGCAAGUACAGGGUGGUCAUCGAAGGGCCUAUGUGUAAAGGAAACCGAAUCACUGGAUGGAACACAAUUCAGAAGAAGGGUGCACCUCGUCGAUUCCCAAUUGGUUUCUCUGGGUUUGCUUUCAACAGUACAAUGCUCUGGGAUCCUCAAAGGUGGAACCGCCCAGCUAUGGAUUCUGUUAUCGUCCACUCUGGUGGUAGAGGUGGUCUGCAGGAGUCGCGGUUUGUUGAGAAGCUUGUUAAGAACGAGCGUCAAAUAGAAGGCCUUCCAGACAACUGCAACCGGGUCAUGGUCUGGAACUUCGCCCUGGAACCUCCCCAGCUCAACUACCCCACCGGAUGGUCAUUGUGGAACCACCUUGAAGUCGACAAAGAACUGUAACCUAGGAAGUCUCUGCAACCGUCUCUGCACCGUCUCAAGCAUGAUAAACCUUUGCGGUGGCAUAGAGGUUCUGAGUUUCGACUUUGUGCUGUCCACCACUAGUGGCCGCAGCGCUGCUAACCGAUUGCCCUCCGAAACAGCCUGCGCGACGGGACCCGCAAAGUCGUAGUGUCAAUCAUACUAGUAGCAGUGCCAAGCAGAACUACCUGACCAAACUUUCAUCUUCUUCUUUUUGCGUGCUCUCUGUAUUUUUUUUUGUGCCCUUCGUUUCCCCUCCGUAUUCGCCGGUGCAUACUGCCCAUGUAGAUUUUUUUCCCACGGCCUUUUCUGUGUUUAUGAUACGUUUACAGAUGUAAAAACCUGCAGCCAUUGCAGCUGUUGACAGUGAAUGCAAUACCACAGAUUUGUAACUGUUAA